UCAUCUAAUAUCUCGCUGAUUGCUGCCCGCCCACCCCCUAUGCCACCGUCUUCUCUCUGAAGAUGAGUUCACAUGCGACGCCAGAGCCCCCUUCUGGCUCUUCUAGCAUCAAGCCGAAUCCCAUCCUAAUCCGCGCCCUCUCGCUCUCCCUUUCUCCCAGGGAAUACGAGCUCAUCCACAACAGCUUGGUUAAGAGACUUCCCCCAAAGCUCAAAGGCCGGACGAUCUCCCCUGAUACUGUCACUGCUAUCGCCGAAUCUCGCGACCAAUACACUACCGAAGCGUUCCGGUCUUCGUUGCGAGUAUUCCUGGUUACGGGCGCCAUAGGGAAUAUUGCGGAGAUUCUAGCGAAACUCCUGCAAAAAAACCCACAAACUGCACCGAAAGGUACCAUUUUCCGGCUGUCGCUUUCUCAUUCUCUAUUCGUCCUUGCGAAUCGCCUCUUAUAUCGAUUCUUCUCUCGAUUGCGUGCCAAUCUUCGCACCGAAGAUGCCCGUCCAUUUCGCAAACGGAAUCCGCGCAUAGCGAAGGCUUUGACUUGCAAAUACACACCCGCCAUCGGGGCCAGUCUAGCUUGCUUCAUCCUUGGACUCUAUCCACGGGCCCAGCUUCGCAUAACGGCUGCGAUAUAUACGACGACGAGGGCAUUGGAGUUCGUAUACAAUGCGCUUCGGGAAAAAGGGUGGUUCCGGAAUAAGCCAUGGUGGGUUGGAAGCUGGCUACUCAUGCCGCUCUCUUGCGCACAGUUGUUCCAUGCAUUCACUUUCGACAGAGAAACAAUACCAAAGUGGUUCGGUGAUUUUAUCCUGAGAUUUUCACCGGGAUAUAUACAGGAUCGUCCAGAGGGCUUUCCCACGGAAUUACGCUGGCCAGACAAAUAUGAGACUGUUGACGCGUUGGCAAAAAUUUCGGAAUUGAAGUGGCCCACAUCCAGCGGUGUCAUCAUUAUCGUGCGCUCUCCUCCAUCCGAAAACCCCGUCAUGCCUCACUGCGUUUCUCCAGCAAAAUCUCCUCUCCAUCCCCCUCCUUGCGCGUUCCGUCAGCAAGUCCACCCAAUCGCUAGCAUCAACGCUUUAUCUCGCAAGAUCCUGUCCUGGACGGCAGUUCUAUCAGCCGCCAUCGGAUCCGCCUGGGGUAGCAUCUGCUUCUUCAACGGCGUUCUGCCGCGCUCUGUCCUCCGAACUCAGCGAUUCUACCUUAGCGGCGCGCUCGCCGGGGCGCCAUUCAUGUUCUUUGGUGCCGCAGGCUAUCGGUCACAUUUUCUCUAUUUCUUCCGUCUUGCUAUAGCCUCGGCGUGGAAGGCCGGAGUCAAGCGAGGGCUAUGGCGUGGAUGGAAGGGCGGAGAGCUGUGGGUCUUGGCCGUUUCGUGGGCAGUGAUAGGCGCUGUUUUGGAGAGUCAUCCAAACGCGAUUGCGGGACCAGGAUUCAGAAAAGCUCUGGCGUGGAUUCGCGGGGACGGAUAUACGGAUCUAGCAGAGCUUCGGGCGAAGAAGAAGGGAAAGAAGCCAGCUGUGGAGUAA
Coccidioides posadasii C735 delta SOWgp is the source of this 1520-nucleotide messenger RNA. The record is from RefSeq and is a predicted model, not a curated record. Lineage: Eukaryota; Fungi; Ascomycota; Eurotiomycetes; Onygenales; Onygenaceae.